Molecule: messenger RNA, 661 nt
Organism: Penaeus vannamei (Pacific white shrimp)
Lineage: Eukaryota; Metazoa; Arthropoda; Malacostraca; Decapoda; Penaeidae
Source: RefSeq, a predicted model, not a curated record
AGCCAAAAUGUGACGUCACAAAAACGUCACAAACUCACACGAACGCCCGCAACCUUAUCAAGCCAACAGCCAGCGCCCACCGCCUACAAUGACCGACGUGGGCGUAGAAGCUGGUCGUUACGUGGGCGGCAGUACAGGAGGAACGGGCGUGGGAAAUGGGCUGAGCUUAUCAGAAGGAGAUUCGUGGGAAACAAAAGCAAACGAACUCUUUAAAUUGUGCGACCGAGAGAGCAAAGGUUUCAUCACAAAACGCGACUUGCAGAGGUUAUGGGGCGAACUCCCGCUGGGUCCGGACGAGCUGGAGGCCGUGUUCGAUUCCCUGGACGAAGACCACAACGGCUUCCUCUCCCUCGAAGAGUUCACGGACGGAUUCGGUCGACAUCUUGGCUUGAUUGUGCAGUUCCGAGCAGACGAGGAACCUCAGUCGACCUCCGGAGCCGCCAUCGAGGACGAGAAUGCGAACGAGGUCGAGGAUGACGCCGCAGAUCUCUCCAAGGAACAGCUGGACUAUCUCCUGGACAGACUCGCCGAGCAGGACCUGGAGAGCAACUCAGUGGUGCUAGAGGCUGUGUGGAGACAGGUGUGCGGCGCGAGGGCAGGUGUGGAGGAGGUGGAAGACGGGGGCGGGAGGAGGAGGAGGAGGAGGAGGAGGAGGGGGUGA